AGUACCUUUAAAAAGAAAGACAAAAGUGGUUUACAUUAUUACAACUUCAAACGACAUCGUUUCUUCUGCCACACGGAUCCACAUCAAAUCUGGUUUUCUUCGAACCCCCUUUUCUCAAUUUCAAGUUCGAAACUUUUUCCCUUUUUGCUUGCUGAAUUGCUUCCAAAAUCACGAAGUUUGAAUUUGUGAUUUGAUAGAACAAACAAUGGUGAAGGAAACUGCUUACUAUGAUACAUUAGGUGUUAAUGUUGAUGCAUCUGCUGCAGAUAUCAAAAAAGCUUAUUAUGUCAAGGCAAGAAUAGUUCACCCUGAUAAAAAUCCCGGGGAUCCCAAAGCUGCAGAAAAUUUUCAGCUGCUUGGCGAGGCCUACCAGGUUUUAAGCGAUCCUGAAAAACGUGAAGAAUAUAACAAGAAUGGAAAGGAAGGAGUGUCACAAGAUUCCAUGAUGGACCCUUCGACUGUAUUUGGAAUGCUUUUCGGAAGUGAAUUUUUUGAAGAAUAUAUUGGAAAACUUGCACUUGCUUCUUUAGCAUCUAUAGAAGUUGAGGAAGACUCACCGGAGCCUCAAGUUCGUAUGCAAAAAAUUCAGGAAAAGAUGAAAGCAUGGCAGAAGGAAAGAGAACAGAAGCUGGUAUCGGUUCUGAAAGACCGUUUGCAACCAUUUGUUGAUGGUCGAGAAGAAGAAUUUACAACAUGGGCAAAUUCAGAAGCGAGUAAUCUUUCAAAAGCUGCUUUUGGAGAGGCCAUGCUACAUACAAUUGGUUACAUCUACACACGAAAAGCAGCGAAAGAAAUUGGAAAGGAUAUUCGGUUUAUGAACGUUCCCUUCUUUGCCGAGUGGGUUCGAGACAAAGGACACCGUAUAAAGUCACAAGUAACAGCAGCCUCAGGAGCUGUGUCCCUAAUUCAAAUACAAGAAGAACUCAAGAAGCUAAAUCAAGGAGAAAAUAGAGAAGAAAAUGUAAUGAAAGCUCUCGAAGAUAAGAAGGAAGCCAUGGUUAAUUCCUUAUGGCGGAUAAACGUGAUUGAUAUUGAAUCAACUCUGUCGCAUGUUUGCCAAGCAGUUCUUAGAGAUCCUAGUGUGUCGAAAGAGGUUCUGAAGUCUCGAGCCAAAGCAUUGAAAAUGUUAGGAACCAUCUUUCAAGGUGCUAAGGUUGCUUUUAGGAGAGAGAAUAGUCUGCGCCGAGAAAACGAGAAUCAGAAUCGGGUAGAAGCUGGUCCCUCAUCAUAGUCAUCAUGUUCAGUUUGUUCAAUAUGGUUAUAUGGACUGGUUGAUCAUUUUCUCAUCAUGGCCUUUUGGAUCUCAAUGAAAUUUGAACCUUAUAUUGUGUUAUAAGAAAAGGAAAUUUUUGUGCAAUGUGCAUGUAAGUUUCUAACUUAUAGUGUGUAAAGCAAUUAAUGAUUUGUGUUUUUGUAACUUAAUUGUUCAUUCUAAACUCCUAUUUCAUUGGGGAGAUGAUAUAUAGAUGGACAUUCUUUGUGUA
This is a messenger RNA of Vicia villosa (hairy vetch), 1484 nucleotides long. RefSeq names its product chaperone protein dnaJ 10-like. The record is from RefSeq and is a predicted model, not a curated record. NCBI's taxonomy places the organism in Eukaryota, Viridiplantae, Streptophyta, Magnoliopsida, Fabales, Fabaceae. The transcript has 10 exons. Bases 206 to 1231 code for a protein of 341 amino acids.